GGCUUUUGUUCUUUUUCAAAAGGGAUCAACCGCUCACCAACAAAAGAUACUUCAUACAUACGCUACUGAAUACUGGAAAGCUUCACUUUCACACCGACUCUUUUUCUUUCCCUCUUUCAUCUAAACCCAGUGAAGUAAAGCAGAGUUAAAUCAGCAGAUAUGAAUCCAGGGGGUUAUACAGCAGAAGUUACAGGUCUUUCUCCUAAUACUACUGAAAAGGAUGUUCAUGAUUUCUUUGGUUUCUGUGGGGCAAUUGAACAUGUUGAGAUUGUCAGAGCUGGUGAACAUGCAAGUACAGCCUAUGUGACAUUUAGAAAUCCUCAUGCCUUGGAAACAGCUGUCUUACUGAGUGGGGCUACCAUUUUGGAUCAACGUGUGUGCAUAACCAGCUGGGGUCACUACCAAGAUGAAUUUGCUUAUUGGGAUCAUUCAUCAUGGAGACCUCAAGAGGAAAGUCGUUCAAGUCAGGACCCCCAGGGACAGCAUUUUGUUUCUUCUGCUGGGGAAGCUGUGAUGAUGACUCAAGAUGUGGUUAAAACCAUGCUAUCUAAAGGGUAUAUUCUUGGAAAAGGCGCAUUAGGGAAAGCCAAAGCUUUUGACGAAUCUCAUGCGCUGUCAGCAACUGCAGUCUCCAAGGUUGCUGAUUUGAGUGAGAGAAUUGGCCUCACCGACAAGUUUUGUGCCGGGGUUGAAGUGGCCAGAUCUGUGGAUCAGAGGUAUCACAUAUCGGAUACCACCAGAUCAGCUGUGUCAGCUACAGGUAGAACUGCUGUCUCUGCUGCAAGUGCUGUUGUUAACAGUAGCUACUUUUCCAAAGGAGCUCUUUGGAUGUCUGGUGCUUUAAGUAAAGCGGCUAAAGCUGCAGCUGAUUUGGGUAGCCGAGGCAUUAACAAAUGAGAAGAUUCAGAGCAACUGCCAUGCAGCUUAGAUUCUUCUAUAUGAGAAUAGUGCUAGUUGAUGUAGUUUUCUAGAGUAUAUACUUUUAUGCCUGUCGCAUGCAGUAUCCCUUUCAUUGGCACUGGUAUUAGUCCUCUGGGUUGUGUGGUCUAGAGUUGUGAUUUGAAUGGAUUGUGCUGAUAUUGAUUCAGCUGAAAUCAGACUGGUGUUUCCUUUCCACUUUUGUUGGAUAUCAGGUCGAUGUUGUAAAGGACAUACAGUAGAUAAUACGUGUUUGAGCAGAAAUUUUCUUCAGUUUAUUGGAGGUUUUUUUACUGGUCUUGCAA
Molecule: messenger RNA, 1223 nt
Organism: Nicotiana tabacum (common tobacco)
Lineage: Eukaryota; Viridiplantae; Streptophyta; Magnoliopsida; Solanales; Solanaceae
Product: binding partner of ACD11 1
Molecular function (GO): RNA binding
Source: RefSeq, a predicted model, not a curated record